Gadus macrocephalus (Pacific cod) is the source of this 1801-nucleotide messenger RNA. It is a transcript of the gene glra4a, whose product is annotated as glycine receptor, alpha 4a. The record is from RefSeq and is a predicted model, not a curated record. Gene Ontology annotation, molecular function: chloride channel activity; transmitter-gated monoatomic ion channel activity; glycine binding. Lineage: Eukaryota; Metazoa; Chordata; Actinopteri; Gadiformes; Gadidae. The coding region runs from base 297 to 1658 and encodes 453 amino acids. The transcript is spliced from 10 exons. Gene Ontology annotation, biological process: chloride transmembrane transport; regulation of membrane potential; nervous system process. Gene Ontology annotation, cellular component: synapse; neuron projection; plasma membrane.
UUCUCCCACAAGAAGCCAAUUACGCGCCGAGUGGAAGGCAGCUCACGGCACGGUUACUGCUUCUUUAAAUCUUCCCGAUAUCAAAUCUUCAAAGCGACCUGAUUUUCGUUGAAAACAAAAAACCUGGACAUAGAAACACCGAGUUUGAUACAUAAAAAAUAAAGAUUAAACUACCCAGCCAAAAGUUGCCUCCAGGAGCCACUCGGACGCACCGACGCUGUGGUGAACAGCCUCCUGGACUCAGUGGGAGGGGAGAAGUUUGGAUCCUCAGACUGCUGGGAUAGACUGAGCCAGAGAUGCUCCCACGGGUCACUAGGAUUCUAUAUGCGUUGUCUUUCUUCUUUUUCCAAGGAUGCUUCAUCAGACUGAGCUCCUGUAAGGAGGAGAUAAAAGAUUCGUCUCCUUCCGACUUCCUGGACAAGCUCAUGGGAAAAACGUCAGGCUAUGAUGCUCGCAUCCGACCCAACUUCAAAGGCCCACCGGUGAAUGUCACCUGCAAUAUCUUCAUCAACAGCUUUGGCUCCAUAACAGAAACCACCAUGGACUACCGGCUGAACCUCUUCCUGCGGCAGAAGUGGAACGACCCGCGGCUGGCCUACAGGGAGUACCCCGACGUCUCCCUGGACCUGGACCCCUCCAUGCUGGACUCCAUCUGGAAGCCCGACCUCUUCUUCGCCAACGAGAAGGGCGCCAGCUUCCACGGGGUCACCACCGACAACAAGCUGCUGAGGAUCUUCCAGGACGGCAGCGUUCUGUUCAGCAUCAGACUGACUCUCAUCUUGUCCUGCCCUAUGGACUUGAAGAAUUUCCCCAUGGACAUUCAGACCUGCACUAUGCAGCUUGAAAGCUUCGGAUACACCAUGAACGACCUGAUCUUCGAGUGGCUGGCCGAGAGCCCCGUGCAGGUUGCUGAGGACCUCACCCUCCCCCAGUUUGUCCUGAAAGAGGAGAAGGACCUCGGCUACUGCACAAAGCACUACAACACAGGGAAGUUCACGUGCAUCGAGGUGAAGUUCCACCUGGAGCGGCAGAUGGGCUACUACCUGAUCCAGAUGUACAUCCCCUCGCUGCUCAUCGUCAUCCUCUCCUGGGUGUCCUUCUGGAUCAACAUGGACGCUGCGCCCGCCCGCGUGGGCCUGGGCAUCACCACCGUGCUCACCAUGACCACCCAGAGCUCGGGGUCCCGCGCCUCGCUGCCCAAGGUGUCCUACGUGAAGGCCAUUGACAUCUGGAUGGCCGUGUGUCUGCUGUUUGUGUUCGCCGCGCUGCUGGAGUACGCCGCCGUGAACUUUGUCUCAAGGCAGCACAAGGAGUUCAUCAGGCUGAGGAAGAGGCAUCGGCGGCAGAGGAUAGAGGAGGAGCUGGUGCGGGAGAACCGGGGCUUCUACUUCAGCGGCUACGGCCUGGGCCACUGCCUGCAGUCCAAGGACGGCACGGUGGUGGAGACCGCCACGGUGUUCGCCCCGCCGCCGCCGCGCCCCGUGCCCGUCGCCACCUUCUACGACGCCGACGCCCUGCGCAAGCGCUUCGUGGACCGCGCCAAGCGCAUCGACACCAUCUCCCGCGCCGUCUUCCCCCUCAGCUUCCUCUUCUUCAACAUCUUCUACUGGCUCACCUACAAGGUGCUGCGGCACGAGGACAUCCACGCCGACGUGUGAGGGCGCCGCCGGAGGAACCGGGGGCGUCCGUCGAUCCGUCGCCCUGCGUUUCAACGCCGGCGGCUGCGUUUGUUUUUCUUUUUAUCUUUGUAUCGUCCUUUCUGAACCAGACCUGCCUGUGAGAACCACGUUAGGAGUGGGAG